AUGGAAGGAAUUGGAAGGGUGUUCAAAUUCAAGAAAGGGAAGAAUGAACCCCCAGAAAGCUAUCUAGGAGCCAGAUUACGAAAGAAGUCUUUGGACGGAGUUGAUAUGUGGACAAUGUCUAGCUAUGACUAUGUUGUGGCAGCCGUCAAGAAUGUUAACAAGAUGUUGCAAGGUAACACAGAGUGGAAACUACCCAAGAACGUGCCAACACCAAUGACAAGCGCAAGAUGGAACAUGGCUGCUGGAGUGGUUGAUGUAUCAUGGAUACCAGAAAUGUUGAACCUCGCUGAUUGCUUAACAAAACAAUUGACCCUGGAAAAAAGGGGAUGCCUGUACUAG
Cylindrotheca closterium is the source of this 339-nucleotide messenger RNA. The record is from the annotation of a GenBank genome assembly. Lineage: Eukaryota; Bacillariophyta; Bacillariophyceae; Bacillariales; Bacillariaceae.